CAGCCAACGACCAGUAAUUCCUCCAGUGCAUGUUGUUGCGCCGCGCAAGUUCCCGCUCUGUCUGCCGCCUCCGACCGUCCCGAACCAUCAUGACCACCCCAGCCGAUGCCAAAUUUGAUGGCGAAAUCAUCAGUGAAGGUCGCGCCAAGAUCCUCUUCCCCAAGGGUAACCAAGUCUUUUACAACAAGGUUCAGGUGCUGAACCGGGACUUGUCCAUUGCCGUCAUCAACCAGUUCGCGCACGAACGAGCGAAGGAGGCAAUCCUUAAGCAGCGUAAGCGUGAAAAGAACGAAGACGUGCCCACGGAGGAUGAAGUCCAAGCAUACGUCCGCGAGAAUGCCGACACGAAGGGCCUCAAAAUCUUUGAGGCACUGGCAGCUAGUGGCCUCCGCUCCAUCCGGUACUUGCAGGAAAUCGAAGGCGUCAAGUCGAUUCUUGUCAACGACUUGGACCCUGCUGCCGUCAUCUCGAUCAAGCGGAACAUCGAAUACAACCACUUGAGCACGGACAAACUGAUCCCGAACGAAGACGAUGCGACUGCUGUCAUGUACAGUCACCGAAAGGAAGCCGACAACUUUGACGUGAUCGACUUGGAUCCGUACGGGUCGGCGUCCAUCUUUCUCGACGGCGCUGUCCAAGCCAUUGCGAACGGCGGCCUCUUGUGCGUCACAUGCACCGACAUGCCUGUUCUCUGCGGCAAAGAUCCUGACGUGUGCUUCUCUCGCUACGGCGUCGUGCCGUACAAGUCCAACUACCUCCACGAGAACGCACUCCGCAUGGUGUUGCAUGCGAUCGAGUCCGCGGCCGUCAAGUACCAAAAGCACAUAGUUCCCAUCAUUUCGUGCAGCAUUGACUUUUACGUGCGCGUGUUUGUCCGCGUGUACAAAUCCCCCGUCAACGUGAAAGCAUCCAUGACCAAGCAAUCGUACGUGUACCAGUGCACCGGAUGCGACAGCUUUCACCUGCAGCCGCUUGGCAAGUUCAACGGCAAGACGUACCAUGCGUCGUUUGUGGAUGCCGACGUUGUCGGCAGUGGAAAGUGCGACCAGUGCGGCCGCCGCUUCAAGAUGUCGGGGCCGAUUUGGUCGGCGCCGCUCCACAACAAGGACCUCGUCCUCAAGAUUCGUGAACACGUGCUCAAGAACGCGGCCAAGUACCCGACAAAGGACCGCCUCCAUGGCCUCCUCACGUCAGUGUCGGAAGAAGUGGUCGAUGCCCCGCUCUACUACACCUUGCCUGGCCUGUCUAAGACGCUGCACUGCCAGCAACCUCGCAUGGACCAAGUGCAAGUGGCCCUUAUGAAUGCUGGGUACAAAGUGUCGCAGUCACACAAAGUUCCCGAGGCCAUCAAGACAACCGCACCCAACCACGUUGUGUGGGACAUCAUGAGGUCGUGGGUAAAGAAGCAUCCCAUCCACAAGAAGCGCGAAAAUGACGACCACGAUAUUGGUAUGAACAUUUUGGCCAAGGAGCCUGCUUUCGACGCGCAGUUCUCGGGGAAGCGGCCGUCCGCCGAGAAGGAGAAAGCGCUACGCUUCCCAAAGAACCCCGAAGCGAACUGGGGCCCAAAGAGCCGUGCACGAGGACUCGCACCGAACGAACUUGUAAACGUCGUCGAAGACGAGCAAGAACCCGAGGGCAAGAAGCCCAAGCUAGACGAGUAGAUGCUGCUGCCCUGCACCAUAGUAACGUGACAAUGCACGCAGUUAAUUCAUG
Molecule: messenger RNA, 1716 nt
Organism: Aphanomyces invadans
Lineage: Eukaryota; Oomycota; Saprolegniomycetes; Saprolegniales; Verrucalvaceae
Product: N2,N2-dimethylguanosine tRNA methyltransferase
Exons: 11
Coding region: 30-1664 (544 amino acids)
Biological process (GO): tRNA N2-guanine methylation
Cellular component (GO): nucleus
Molecular function (GO): RNA binding
Source: RefSeq, a predicted model, not a curated record